Messenger RNA from Porites lobata, 2683 nucleotides. Lineage: Eukaryota; Metazoa; Cnidaria; Anthozoa; Scleractinia; Poritidae. The record is from the annotation of a GenBank genome assembly.
AUGAAAACAGCAGUUUUCAUCACUUUAUGGAUGUAUUGCUUCUUAAGUCCAGGUAAGGGAGGUUAAGGGAGAGAACAUUCACUCCUUGGUACUACAUAUGGAAACUUGUCAUUGCUUGUACGUCGAAAUUUUAUUAUCUAUGUUUAAAAUUAUGUUUAAAGAUUUUUUUUAAAAACUUUGUCUUUGUGCUUAGGAUAAGGGCUGCCCGGAAUUAAAAUAUUUUUUGUGUGAAAUCGAUCAGUCAUUUCUUGUUAAAAGUGAACGUCAUCUAAUGUUUUAUACUCAUUGUUGUUUGCUAUCCAGACUGUAAAACUGACUCAAAUUAUACUCACUUUUGUUAGUGUCGCCUAAAGUGGAAAAGGCUCGCAUCGACAAAAGCCGUUCAGACCGUGUAAAAACUACUCCUCUAGGAAAAGACGCCACUUUAAAUUGUGUUUACACUGGUAACCCCCCACCUAAGGUGCACUGGACAAAAGACGGCAAGAAACUGGACACCAAUUGCAAGUACUGUGUACAGAAAGUAGAAAAUAUGGACGGAGUGAGUACGUUACGCGUGACUCCCUAUCGUGACAUUGACUUUGGCGACUACAAGUGUAGAGCCCGAAACAGACUAGGAUUUGGUGACAUCACGAUAAAGCUUCAAGAGGAUAAAACGAAAAGUAGGUUCUGCGUUAAGCAAAGGUUGAAACGCAACCGUUUUCAGGCUUGUAUUUUUUUCCUCAUCCCUAUAAUCAGUGCGAAAGAAUAUAAUGUAUUUAAUUCUUCCCUCAAAAAUGGGCCCCUCCCAUUUUUGAAGGGAAAACCCCUGGAGACGAGGUCAGAUGGCAGGCGCGUGCGGGCGUGGAGGGCGCGUGAAGCACCAGCAAGCAAACUCGCGCUCCACACCCACCAUGCGCCUAGCCUUCAGUAUGGCCGUGCUCCUUUGAAACAAAAGCUUAAAAAAAUGACGCCUGUUCUGCAGGCUAGACUACUUUUGUUAAUUCUUUUUUCUAUAGUCAGCCACAAAUCUGAGAAAUCUCCUCUCAUGAUGCGUGGACGUGUCCACGCGGUCAGGCACACUGUAGCCUGCUUAGCAGGCGUUUUUCCUCCCUUCCUCCUCGCGCACCCCUCGCGUUUCUCUCGCGCCCAAAACCCCCUUUCCCUUCACUUUCAAACACCUGCCACGCAGACUACCGGUAGGCAUACUGAGAAGUUUUAUUUUCCAUUUCCCUUGCCCCCUACUUUCGGAAAAGACCUCUUGAAACGAUUGCCGGUGCCCGGGAUGACUGAUUUGUUCCACUCAACUAGGGGUGGUAAAAUUCAUCCAUACAAACAAAACUAUUAAUUCCAUAUCAGCUUAAUUCUACCCGGUUUUGUUGACACCCAACCUCGUUCCCGGGUUCUCUGUUGGAGAGAACCCCUCAUUGGUAAAGAAUCGGGAUUUUGGCGGUUUUAAACGCACUAUGAUAUCUUAUAGAUUCCACGCAAUGUCAGCGAGACCGCAUCGUGGCGCGUGACCCAAGACUGCGACUCGAAUUUCUGCCUCGAUGCAAUGCAAACGGUGCGUAUCACGUGAUCCAAUGUUCUAUUCAUCUGGACACUUGCUGGUGCGUGGACCAAUCAGGGCACAAGAUCGCAGACGCUGUAGAUGGUCGGAACGGAAAACACUGUGGAGAAAAGCCAAGAGGUAGAACACUGUCUUCUUGCGGAAUUUGUACUCCUCUUCCCUUAUGAUCAUGACAGGCACAAAUUUGGUCCAAAAAUAAAAUCCAUGGCCAAGAAACUAAUCCCCGGCGGGCCAAGACCAUUUUCUGGAAUAGUCUCCCUUGUGCUUAUACAGGAGAAAAUAACCUCGAAACAUCCAUCUCUCCUAUAAGACCUGGGCCACAUCGCAUUAACACCAAACUUUCAUGCUACUUACAGAUUAAUCUUUGGCGUCAAAAAUAUCUCAUCCAAAUAUUUCAUCCAACCAUUGCUUUUACUCAUUAAUUCCACGGGUUUUACAGAAAGUGAUACAGAAAAGUAUUCGUUUUCGUUGACCUUGAAGAUCCAGAGAGUGAUUCAUAUAAGAGAAUGUAGAUUGAAAAUUAUUUUUACCCUGAAUUGUACUAAACUUACGGAAUUCUUCCAGUGUCACUCACUGUUUAAGGACUAAAACAGAUUUCAUUAAAUUGAUCCUUAGACAUGAAGAUGGUCGCCAUCAUCGUUGUGAUUAUAGCCAGUGUGAUCUUCCUACUGCUAUGUGAUUACAUAUGCCACGUGACUAAACAGAAAGGCGUUAUCAACUUUCUCAUGCACCGUACUAACAGAAGACUUGAAUACGAAAAAUGUGAGUACACCAUGUUGCCUGUCAAUCAUUAGUUAGCUCAAGCAAAGGCGACGGCAACGAGAAUGGUAGAAUAUCAAUAGGUUUUCGGACAAAUCUUCAGACAAAGUUUUGGCUAAACUUCCAGAAAAACUUGAGACAAACUUUCGGAAAACCUUCCAGACAAACUUCCAGACAAAUUUCCACUACACGUGGUUAGGCUUUGAUAGAUUGUGCUAGCAUAAUGUUUGGUAUAAUUCGUCAUUUGGAGCAAAAUUUUCAAUAAUUUUUCAGUUAACAAAUGUUGUUACAGCUUUUUCUCGUUCUCUUGCAGUAAAAAGCAAAGAUAAAGCGUCCGGUUCGAAACGCCAGGAACAUUCCGUCGAAGAACCUCAGUGA